Melitaea cinxia (Glanville fritillary) is the source of this 3375-nucleotide messenger RNA. RefSeq lists its product as uncharacterized. Gene Ontology annotation, molecular function: RNA binding. The record is from RefSeq and is a predicted model, not a curated record. NCBI's taxonomy places the organism in Eukaryota, Metazoa, Arthropoda, Insecta, Lepidoptera, Nymphalidae. The transcript is spliced from 9 exons. Bases 1 to 3375 code for a protein of 1124 amino acids. Gene Ontology annotation, biological process: positive regulation of mRNA splicing, via spliceosome. Gene Ontology annotation, cellular component: spliceosomal complex.
AUGUUCCUCAAAGUCUGUAGCAGCCCAACUGGUGUAGUAGCUCAGACUGGUGUAAUAUACUUCAACCUUACAGAAGUAAGUGACCAGCUAGAUCAUUGCAAGCUGUAUGUGAAGAAUAUAUCAAAGUCUUUAAACGAAGAUGGCCUAAAGACACUUUUCUCCAAAUACGGGAACUGUACCAAGGUGUUUCUGAGUACUGACCCCUUGAAACGAUUCGCCUUAGUGACGUACGAGACACCGAGCGAAGCAAAGCUAGCCAUGAUGAACUUGAACAACACUGAGCCACUGAAGCUGCACAUCAACGUAGCUUACAAGAAACCAGAGAGAGACUCGCAGAACCAGAGAAGCAACGUGAGAGACUACCAGACCAGUAACUCUAGGGAUGAAGAAUUGAGCAAUAGUAGCAGAAGACGGUACAACAGGAAGCAAGAUGAGGUCUCAAAUGGAGAGAAUAAUAAUCUUGAGGAGUUUGUUGUUGAUGACGAUUUGGCGACAGACGACGGCAUCGACACACACCUUGUCUUGGAGAUGGAGCAGUUGAGGCUUGAGCAUCUAAAGAUCCAGGAAGCGCAGCUAAAGUGCCGCCAGAGAAUGUUGCUGCUCAACCGCAAGGGAGAAAACGCUGCACAAAAACCAGCAUCAACCAGGUCCAUCUUACCGGAUGGGCGCAUCGUCGUCCAGAACAAUAAUGACAGGUUCGAGCACGGCGACACCUUCAGCGCAGCUGGUGACUCGAGGGCGCUGACCUGCUCCUGUGAACAGCAUGCUUGGACUGAACCCUCGGACAGUUCGACGCCCUCUACAUGCGUUCUGACUUGCAAGGAUAGAAAAAACAAGUUAAAAGAUUUUGGCAGAUACGACUAUACUAUUUCUAGUUCAUUAGAUUUCGAGAAUACUACAGUAACAAACUACAGUAAAACGGAAGAGAUGAUAUGUGAAAGAAAAACUGAUUAUAAGAGGAGAAGAGACACGACUGAUAUUAAAGUUAGCAAUAGUAAAAAUUGUGAAUUGGACUGUGAUAGUGCAGAUGGUCGUGAUGAAUCUGAUAGAUUGACACAAUUGAGGACGGUAGACUACAUGGACAUAGUCGAUGACGACUUGAAGAUAGUUAUUACGUUAUCCAGCUACCCCACAUCAAAAAUAAAGCUAAAACACAUGCAAAUAUUUCAGAGGUCCUUAAAUGAUAUUAAGGAUAUGCAAUUAAAGGAGGGUCUCCUGAAAAAUACGCCCAUAUUUGUUGACUAUUAUAUCAAUAAAGGUGCGAUUGUUUGUAUAUGUAAAAAUGUGGAGACUAGAAAUUGGUUGGUAAUGAUAUUUCCAGGUUUGCAAGAACGAAUGAAGGAAGAACUUGUAUUGCUGAAAGCGAAGGUGAAAAGAAUGUGUUUAGGAGUUUUAAAGACACCUAAAUCAACAAAGCCCUCUUCUGCCGAAGACACGUUUAAAUUAUUGCAGUAUUUUAAUCCUACUUUGAAAACACAUUUGUGGAAAAUUUACUCGCGUCGUGUAAUAAACGAUGUGGAAUAUACGUACUUCUGCAUCGACAGGGUAUCCCGUGAAAUUAUGCGCGGGGGAGAUUUCAAGAAUGUUAUCAAUUUUGACCAAACAGACUUUGACCUACGCGGCACUAUUGAAUUGUACAGUGAUUACUAUUUAUCUAACGGUGACGAGGAUCUCUCCAGCAUUGCGUCUAGGGUUAAACUCUUACAAGAACUAAAGUCUAACGAAUCUACACCGAGAAAUGAGUCUGAUAAUAAAGAUGAAAAUGAUAAAAAAGUCGCUAAUACUGGUGAAAUAACUGGUCAAGAAAAUGAUGUAAUAAAAAGAACAAAAGAAUGUGAAAAUAUAACGGAUAAUCAAAUUUUCUUAGGUAAAAGUACAGAAGAUCAAAAUUCUAACAAAAAUUUAGCAGGUGUUUAUAGUAAACGCGAUAGAACAGACUCUACAAUCAAACUAAUCGAUGCAAGUACAUCAACGUUUGCAACUUCUGAAAGAACAGAAUCAGUAGCGGAAAGCAAUGAUAAUUUUGUAGGACAAAACAGCAAUUUGAACAUAGACAGCACUAGAAGCAUCGCAUACAACAGACGUACAAAUUAUUUACAAGUAAAAGAUGAACUGAAGACUGCUAUCGUUUUGGAAGGAUAUCCGAAGAAUAAAUUAGAUGGAUUGGCUAUUAAACGGCUUAAGCAGUUGUUUAAAGAUUGUCUGCAUAAGGAUGUCAAACUACAACGUUUCAAAGAUAAGAUAAUCCCCAGGUUUCACGAUGUGUACUUGUCAAACGGUGCAGUAAUUUAUAUUUGUGAUAGUUUGGAAACUAAAAACUAUUUGAACGAGUUGUUGCCGCGCUUCGUUUACUUGACCGGUUUUAAUCUAGCGUUUAGAGAUGUUAAGAAUUUAGUUAGAUAUACUAGGGUCAUAAUGAAACUGCCUCUGCAACUUCCUUGUUAUAUCGAAUCCCGUGAUAUACUAUAUGCCCUAAGAGUUAAAUAUCCCACAUUAAAUAUAGACUGCUGGAAGUGUUACUCAGAUGUUGUUGGCAAGAGAAGGAGAGAAUUCGGCGUUGAUCCUGAUUCAUUAGAAGUUAUUAAAAAUCCGAACUUUGAAAUUACAUAUAAAGGCGAAGUUAUUAGUUUUAAAAUAAUUGAUAGACAGAUGAAAGAAAAAGAAAAUGCAGUAGACAGAGCUAAAUAUGAAGAUGAUUGGGCUAAAAAACAUCAAGAAUUACUAAAAGUUAUUUACUGUCCUAUUGAUUCCAAUGUUACAAAUGUACCGUUGACACAUUUAAGAAAAACCCACUAUUCAGAUCUGAUUGAAGAUGAUUUGAAAAUGUAUGUUGGCCCUGUUGAUUAUCCACUAACGCGAAUAACUGAAAAUGAAUAUUACAAUAUAAAGAAAACAUUAGAGAUUAUUAUUUUGGAUAUGUUCGACGAAUAUUACGAUUCAAUACCGAAAUACUAUGAUAUAUAUUUAUUUGACGGUGUUAUAUUUAUUAUAUGCAAGGAUUUACCGUCGAAACAUUUUGUCGAAGAGAACAUUGCAAAUAUUAACUCUAAAAUGCAAGUAAAUUUGAAAUGUACGGAAUUUCGAGGUGUUGUUGGUAUUAUAACCAUGGUAGCGAGGACUGAUAGAGACACAGAUGAGAUUAUAGCGAUAUUGCAAAAACAGAAUCAAAGAUUACGUACUAAAUUUUGGAGGAAGAUAAACACAGUUCGUAAUGAAAACAAACUAGAAACCGUCUUACAGAUCGAUAAACUUUCCGCUCUUAUUAUAACAGGCAAAAAUUUCAAUGGUGUAGUUGAUGGUUAUAAGUUAGAAUUCAAUUUGGGAUAUUUGGGAACAGUGCUUGAACGAAAGAUGAGUCUACAGGAACUGGUCUAA